Molecule: messenger RNA, 694 nt
Organism: Meloidogyne enterolobii
Lineage: Eukaryota; Metazoa; Nematoda; Chromadorea; Rhabditida; Meloidogynidae
Source: the annotation of a GenBank genome assembly
AAUGAAAUUAAUGAUUUGUGAUGAAGAGCUUAGCCUAUUUGAUUUAAAUAGCAGUGCAACAAUUACAUUUCUUGAGACUCUUUGGAAUAUUUCAAAUUUAUAUAAUCAAAUUCAUUGCUAUGUUGGUCUAUUUAUUUGUGUUUUUGGUUCUUUAGCAAAUGUUGUCCAUAUCUUUGUUUUAAGCAGGCCGGCUAUGCAAAAAUGCGCCGUUAAUAGAUUGCUUUCAAUAAUUGCAAUUUGUGACAUUUGUACAAUGUUUUCCUACACAGUUUUUAUUGUAAGAUUUGGUUUUGCAGUGAAUCCAGAAGAACCUCCCGUUGGAUAUAAUUUUAUUUGGAUUAUUUUUCUUUUGGCCCACGUUGUUUGUAGUAUAGCUCUACAUACAAUUACUUUAUAUUUGUCUGUAGCUACAGCUUUUAUUCGAUAUAAAACUUUAAAACAGAUUGGAUCUCUUUGGAAUCACGAAAAUAUUGCCUUCCCCGUUUUUCUCCUCGUUGCUGCCUUCACAAUUAUUUUGUGUAUUCCAACAUUUUUAAUUCAUUCAAUAAUUCCUGUUGUUGCUAAAAAUGUUAAAAAUGGAGAGAAUAUAACACUUUACACUGUUGGAUUGGCAGAAUUUAAAAGGCUUGAUACUUGUUUUUUCUUUAAAUUAAAUUUGUGGAUGACUGGAAUUAUUUUUAAGGUAAAAAAAUAA